UAAAACACGGAGGACCAGAGAUUCUGUUUGAGAUGACGAUUGAAUUAUGUUAUCAUCAUCGCCGGCGGCCACCACCGCUCAUCCUCCUCCGUUGCCGGAAACCUACCGAUCAUCUCUGAAUUUACUUUCAUCGCCGCAGAUUACCCGCCGACAACUUUUCAAGACCCUCUCACUAUGUUUCGCCGCACAGCCACUCUCCGUCUCCACCGUCGCACCAGCCCACGCACGAGGCCUCUUUCAAAUGCCGCCUCUCCGGCUUUCUAAUCGGCAGAAAAAGCUGAUCGCUUUAGUGAGACUCCAAAUUCUUCAUGUGGUUCUUGUUCUUGGUGAGCUAAUAACAAAAACGUCUUUUCUUGAAACAAGAUAUUACCUAGUGAGAGCUGGGGAAUCGGAUUACGAAAGCUUGGGGAUAAUCAACACAAACCCGGUGGCCAAAACAUCGGUCGAUAGCGGAUUAUCAGAGAAAGGUAAGAAGCAGACGGUGAGAGCUGCGUUACAGUUGAAGUCAAUGGGAGCCUGUGACCGUAACUGUUGGCUCUGGCCUUCCAUUACUCAGAGAGCUUAUCAGGCUGCUGAAAUCAUCGCCUCCAUCAAUGGAAUUAGUCGCAGCUACAUAGUUCCCGAGUAUAGCUUCCUUGAUGCUCGUGGUUUGGGAGCUUACGAAGGCAAGAAGCUAGAUUCCAUAUCAGAAGUGUAUGCAUUAGACUCAAUAUCCAUGAAGACAAAACCUCCUCCUAUAAGCGACGGUACGCCCAACGAGAGUGUCUCGGAUGUAUUCGUGCGUGUGACGCAGCUAAUGUCCAUUCUCGAGACUCAGUACUCAGAGGACACGAUCGUCAUUGUUUCGCCUGAUUCAGACAACUUAUCUGUGUUGCAAGCUGGUGUUCAGGGCCUCGACCUUCGAAGGCACUCGGAGUUGUAUUUUGGACCAGGAGAAGUAAGACUGUUGGACGCAAACAGCAUCCGUGUGUAUAAGCAACCUGCUUCUGCUGUGUAUAAAUGUACAAACCCACCAAACUGUGACUAAUUUCAUUUUCUCAAUACGUUUUCUUUAUAAUACAUAUAUACUAUUGUGAUUUAACCAUGAUUUUGAAGCUUAAUUUUACACUUCCAUGCAAGUGUAGUACAUUCUACUUAAAUUUAACUUAGUUCAUUACUUAAUAA
Messenger RNA from Thlaspi arvense, 1164 nucleotides. The record is from the annotation of a GenBank genome assembly. Lineage: Eukaryota; Viridiplantae; Streptophyta; Magnoliopsida; Brassicales; Brassicaceae.